AAAAAAAUGGCGGCAAUAGAAGGACCCCGGCCUAUAGGUCGGUUGUAACCCGGAAGUGCCCUGCUAAAGAGGAGGCGGUGAGACAAUCCGGAAGUGGGAGUAACGAAGAGGUGCCACUUGGCGGCCAUGGCAGCUGUAGUAUUGGCGACUCGGGGUCAGGGCCUGGCUGAGGGAAGUACCAUGGGUAGCACCGGGUAUAGGGCAGAGACAGCAUCGUAUCGACUUUGCUGUUGAGUCCUCAGGCCCAAGUUAGAGACUUGCAGGACGUCUUGCCCGACUCUAGACUCGGAAGGUAGUUUGCUGGGACUGGUGGGUUGGUCCCUUCCCUGGGGGCGUAUCACCUGCGGUGCCACCCCUGGGAACAGGUACGGCGUGUGAAGAAGACCCUGGGUUUACCUCUUUUUUCCUGCCGCUAUCAGGGACGUUGUCUAGGGGAGCGGGUCGUUGUGUCACCCUCAUUCCUACGACUGAGAUCUCUUUUCGCACAAUUUCUCCAUCUGUUACCGACCGGACUCCCAGUGACUGGCAACCAAAGUACCUAAGAUUGCGCGAAGUUUUCUCUGGUGCUAGCUGGUAUCAGCAGAAGGAGCUUGCUUCUCAGGAGAGCGGCGUGCUUAGUGAACGAACACCCCGGCUGGUAGCAAGGCUGAAAGAAGUGGGGGAGAUUCUCCUGUUUUCUUGGAAGACCACACGUUUGAACAGCCUAAGCGCCUUUUGAAACUGCUGGAAUUUUAAAGCUGGGUGGUAGAGGGUGACGACAGGAGGGCAGAAUGGAUGAUUUUCUCUCCAUUAGUCUGCUGUCUUUGGCAAUGUUGGUGGGAUGUUACGUGGCUGGAAUCAUUCCUUUGGCUGUUAAUUUCUCAGAGGAGCGGUUGAAGCUGGUGACUGUGUUGGGUGCUGGUCUUCUCUGUGGAACUGCACUGGCGGUUAUCGUACCAGAAGGGGUGCAUGCACUUUAUGAAGAGGUUCUGGAGGGAAAACACCACCAAGCCAGUGAAACGAAGCAGAAUGUGAUUGCAUCAGACAAAGCAGCAGAAAUCUCAGUUGUCCAUGAACAUGAGCACAGCCAUGACCACACACAGCUACAUGCCUACAUUGGUGUGUCCCUUGUGCUGGGCUUCGUUUUCAUGUUGCUAGUGGACCAGAUUGGCAGCUCCCAUGUGCAUUCCACCGAUGAUCCGGAAACAGCGAGGCCCAGCAGUUCUAAAAUCACCACCACGCUGGGGCUAGUCGUCCAUGCUGCAGCUGAUGGUGUAGCCUUGGGAGCAGCAGCCUCUACUUCACAGACUAGUGUCCAGUUAAUUGUGUUUGUGGCAAUAAUGCUACACAAGGCUCCAGCAGCAUUUGGGCUGGUUUCCUUCCUGAUGCAUGCUGGCCUGGAGCGGAAUCGAAUCAGAAAGCACUUGCUGGUCUUUGCAUUGGCAGCACCAGCCAUGUCCAUGCUGACAUACUUAGGAUUGAGUAAGAGCAGUAAAGAAGCCCUUUCAGAGGUCAAUGCCACUGGAGUGGCCAUGCUUUUCUCUGCCGGGACAUUUCUUUAUGUUGCCACCGUCCAUGUCCUCCCUGAGGACACCAGCAUUAAUCAUUCAGGUUCCAGCCUCAGUCCACGGCCAUUGCCACCGGGGAAGAAGAGCAAGCGUGUGAUGCUCCUCACUCCCUCAAUGUCUUGUCUCACCUUGCCCAUCUCCACCCGUGUUCCUAGAGUCCGAGGGAGAUGAGAGUCGUGGAGAAGUGGGACAGCAUAUAGCAGGAGCAUCAGAAUUAGACAGAGACUGUGUUGUCUUUUAAAGGGACUUUGAUACAUUGAGUUUGGUGUUUCUCUUAACCCUAUUCUCAGGGAAGAUGGAAUUUAGUUUUAAAGUGGAGAACUUCAUACAAUGGAAUGGUAAUUAUGAAACUGCAGUGUUCUGUAAUUAAGCUGAAGUUUUUCCCUUAGUUUAGAGGCUCUGCCUCUUUACCCAUUGGUUUUUAACAUGGUUCUUGCCAUGUGAGACUGGUGCUUUAGCAUCUGUGCCACAGGCCAUGAGAGGAGGUGGGAACACCCAUCCCUUAGAUGCUAAAGAUGAUAGCAAGUAAUCUGAGGUUAGAAUAAGGAAAAUAAAGGCAGGAAACAUAAGCUGAACUGAACCCAAAAGAAACAUCCAUGGAAGGGGGUGCUUGGAGUCUUCAACAACUCCUUUGCACAUGCCUCCCUAAAUGAAGCCUGCCCUUCCUUCCAGUAGAGCGGGGGUUGGGGGGCUGGCUUUGAAGAGAGGUCUGUUAUCAUCUAGCAUUUUUUUCAAAAGUAUCCUUUGCAGAAUACUUGUCUGCAGCACACUCUUAGUAGCCAGAUUCUGUUCAGGCACAGGAUUUCUGUCAAGAACAGUAUGAUCACAGUGAAAUUAAGGGAUGUUAAACUUUCCUGGAAUUUGCAUAAUUACUGAUAUCUUGUAGUAACCUUUUUAAAAAGUAACACUAUUACAAAGUAUGUUGUCCUUUUCUUCUAACUAAGUCAGUGGUUCUCAACCCUCCGAAUGAACGCUGCAUUCCUUUAAUACAGUUCCUUAUGUCAUGGUGCCCUCCCAGCCAUAAAAUUAUUUUGUUGCUACUUCAUAACUGUACUUUGCUACUGUUAUGAAUUGUAAUCUAAAUGUCUGAUCACAGGAUAUCUGAUAUGCCACCCCUGUGGGUGACUCACAGGUUGAGAACCGCUGUUCUAAGUAUUUCUUUUAGCAGCCAGCAGCAGUCCCUCUGGCUGAGCCCUUGUCAGAGUUUCUGCCUGCUCCUUAGCUUCUGUGCAGGAGAUGGUAGGGCUGUAUCAGAGGGGAGCAUCUGCUGCUGGCCGCAAUCUCCUUGCAAUCAUGCCUGCAUCCCACUCUUCCCUGUGCUCUCCCCGCCUCCAUUGUGUUCUGCUACUGCUCCUGGUGAUGUCAGUCCUUGUGUGAGGUGAAUUCCCACCACUUGAACCAUGAUGAUGAAGACAGCACUGUCUGUUCUUUUCCUUCAACUAAGUUACCUUUGUGAACCUUAUUACACCCUCAAAAAUGUCACCUCCUCAUGCUAGUUGACACAGUCACUAGUACUCUGAUAAUUUAAGCAAUUGAGACAGCAAAAAGUAUUCAACUAAGGUAAUUCUUCCAUGUUUGCCAAAAUCUGAAUAAAUCCUAGUCAGAUAAGUGUAUAAUACUGUAUUUAUAUUUUCUGUACUAUUUCAAAAACACUUUACAUGAAGAGGGAGCCAAGACUAGUUUCUUCAGAGCAGUGAGUGCAGUCAUUUGUAUUUUUCUAUGACAUCUAUGCCAGCAUGCCUGUAGUUUUCUUUCUCUCCUAAAUUGUCACAGCCAGCAGCUAUGGGAUUAAACAUGUGUACCCUCUGCUGGCUGAAGUGAAGAAAGCAGAAAUGGGAUACUGUUCUGUGUGGCCAUUGCAUCCCAUGCUAAAGUGUUAAUGUGUGCAGUAUGGGAGUGUGGGCUACUCUCGUGAUUAGGCACAAACAGGUGACUUGGAAAGGUUUGGUCUCAUCUAGUCCUUCCAAAGUACAGAUGUCUUAAUCUCUCUAGAAGCUCACUGUGUCUGGUUUGGUUUGGGUAGAAGUAGCUUCUGUUAUCUCACUCAUUGCAGUGGUCAGAGAUGUUGUGCUGGCCAGAGCCUCUUUCGUUCAGCAGUGCCUUGCCAUCUCACUCUAAGUUUGGCUAGAAUAUCAUGUUGGGUAGGGCCUUGGUCUCUGGCAAGGACUGAACCAUCAAACUCCAAAUCUGCUUUCCCCUCCAGGCCUCAGUGAUAGUGAGCUUUCCAAAGCUGGGGCCUUUCCAGGCCCGGAGCUGUUGCCUGGUUGCAGCGUGUCCCUUCCCUGCCCAGCAGGCUCAGAUAGCCAUAUGACUCUUAAUAGGGCUCAAAUGCAUUAGAGGCCACAGGAACCAUGCAGAGGCCUCUGUCUAGUGGGGAGAGGUUGUUCAUGUGGCAGGCAGUGCCCCCAGAGCAGCCACCUUGAUCGCUUCACAACACGUUUCAGUUCUGUUUUCUUCCUCCUUAAAACUCCCUUUGGAGGUGUGGAUGCCUUAAUGCGCAAACACAUUUGAACACAUUGGUGAUACUUCAGCUGCUGCCACAAUUACAAGUGGAAUUAUGGGCUACCAAAGAAGCAAUUGAUGAAAAAUAUGGGCCCUCCUUCCUCAUGACCAAAGCAGUCUUAACUGGGAUUGGAGUCCCUUUCCCCCAGAAUCUAGAUGGUCUUCAGAUUCGUAGCACCCUCCCCUCCCCAGUUCCCAGUGUUGCCAGUCUCCAAGUCAGCAGGACAGAGUCCCAUUUGACUCUGCUUUCCUGUGUGUGCUGUUGCCAGCUUUCAUCCUUACAGGCAGACUUCCUGGCCUGGAAAUGCCAGUGGUUGGAACGAUACGACCCACUGAGGCAGUGUUCUCUCCCCUGCUUCACUUUAGUCCUCAGAUUCUCCAUUCAGAACAACCAAUUCAGCUGCUCCAGGGGGUUGGAUCAUUAGAAGAAAGGGAGGGUCUGUUCUUGUAGAAAGAGGAAAAUAGAACUGGCUGGUUCUAUUUUUCAAAGAUUAGAGAUAGGAGAGACAUAGCAGUGACAGAGUGUCUUAAGCCCUGACCUUCAUGCUAGUGAAGUUCUGAACAUGGGACUGUAUGUCGGUAGCACACACCUCUACGAUGCUCCUGCCUUUUUGGGCCAGAGCCCCAGACGGUUGUAUCACAGGCAGUCAUUUGGCAAGAGAGUCCUUGUGGCAGACUUCUGUUCAGUGCAGAGCAGGACUCACUCCUGAAGAACACUGGCCGAGAUAUUACACAACUGCAACCUUUUGUACUUGAGACAUCGAAGUUCAGCUCAGGAGACGUGACAAUGGGACUGGUGGGGAAGGGGCAGGCAGACACAUAGACUUCUUUACAUGCACUCCGUCCUCCACAGUGGCUAAGCACAGAGACUGGCUUGGCUCUCUGUUCGCUGUGUUUUCCUGUAAACUGGGACUCGGUGGGUUGGCAACACCAUGAUUCCCCUGGUUUGGUGACCUAACGGUGAUUUUAAAUGUCCCCUUUUCUGGAUCCUUUGUACACAUAAACUCAUUCCAUGGAUGGCUGCCUUAUAAUUUUGUGUCUUUCCACUUUAAUUGUGAAUGGUUUAAAAAUUGCUGUUUUCUGAUUUGUUUUAUGAAAUUAAAUUUUUAUUAGUGCA
This is a messenger RNA of Mastomys coucha (southern multimammate mouse), 5166 nucleotides long. It is a transcript of the gene Slc39a9, whose product is annotated as solute carrier family 39 member 9. NCBI's taxonomy places the organism in Eukaryota, Metazoa, Chordata, Mammalia, Rodentia, Muridae. The transcript is spliced from 8 exons. The coding region runs from base 771 to 1718 and encodes 315 amino acids. The record is from RefSeq and is a predicted model, not a curated record. Gene Ontology annotation, molecular function: metal ion transmembrane transporter activity. Gene Ontology annotation, cellular component: membrane. Gene Ontology annotation, biological process: zinc ion transport; transmembrane transport.